This is a messenger RNA of Raphanus sativus (radish), 986 nucleotides long. RefSeq names its product chromatin remodeling protein EBS. Bases 193 to 723 code for a protein of 176 amino acids. The transcript has 3 exons. The record is from RefSeq and is a predicted model, not a curated record. NCBI's taxonomy places the organism in Eukaryota, Viridiplantae, Streptophyta, Magnoliopsida, Brassicales, Brassicaceae. Gene Ontology annotation, molecular function: chromatin binding.
UUGGUGAACAGUGAAAACAGCUAAAAUCACAAAUGACUCAUCUUCUCCACCAAGAGAGAAUCUAGGGUUCCAGAUUUACUCUUUUCUCUUCCCUAUCCUCUCUUCGAUCUACACACAUCCCUCAAUCUCUGUACAUUUCAGAGAACCUUUUAGCUUUCUCUACCGCUUUUACCUGUUUUUAGCUUCUUUCCCAUGGCGAAAACUCGACCUGGUGUCCCCUCCAAAAUCAAAACCGGAAGGAAGGAGCUUGACUCUUAUACCAUCAAAGGCACCAACAAAGUCGUCAGAGCUGGAGAGUGUGUGUUGAUGCGCCCAUCGGAUGCUGGCAAGCCACCAUACGUGGCGCGUGUCGAGAAGAUAGAAGCUGAUGCUAGGAACAAUGUGAAGGUGCACUGUCGUUGGUAUUACCGCCCUGAGGAGUCCCUCGGUGGUAGGAGGCAGUUCCAUGGAGCGAAAGAACUUUUCUUGUCCGACCAUUUCGACGUUCAGAGCGGACACACCAUCGAAGGGAAAUGCAUUGUUCACACCUUCAAGAACUACACCAGGCUCGAAAACGUUGGGGCUGAGGAUUAUUACUGUAGGUUCGAGUACAAGGCUGCCACUGGCGCCUUCACCCCUGAUCGAGUUGCUGUGUACUGCAAAUGUGAAAUGCCAAGGGGUGUUAUUAUCUUUUUGGCACGGAUCGUUUCGAAGCAGAGAGCCAAGACGAACACACGGAUUUAGCACAUUGAAAAUAAAAAAAGCGGAGCCGUUUGAACACCAGAUUCAAGAGAUCAAGAGGAAGCUCCGACCAUGAGUUGAGACGCUCGUCAGAACUAGGGUUUCGCUUCGUACUACUCUCCAUGGAAAAGUAUUGAGAGACGAGAGAAAAAUUAAGUAUUAAAAAUCCCAAACGAUCGAUGAAAGAAUCUUGUAUUUAAAUAGGCUUUUUUCACUGUUCAUGUUGGCUUCUCUGGCCCAGUCCGUAUAUAGCCCACUUUUAAUUA